AUUAUAACAAAAAAAGUUAGUAUAGUCGAACCUCAAUGUUUUUAUCUGUUUUAGUUAAGUUAUUGGAGUUUUCCCCUUGGGACCUGCUAAGGAGAUGAUCAUUUUUCACUUAUAUCGUAUAAACUUGGUUCUUGCUGAUUCCAAUUUGACCAUGCAUUGAUUUAUAAACAACCCAACUAUCGAGAGUAAACCCACUAGUUGGUACACAAUCAUAUCCCAACCAGUGAGGUUCUUUCUCUUGUCUCUAAGCAUACUCCUUUCACGCUGCAGGAAUACUGUGAAUGUUGCUUAUUUUGAACAGGACCAUUAAAAGCGAACAUUUGAUAUCACACAACAAAAUUUCAUUUGAUCAUUUUUUUUAUAUAAGAUUCACUCUCACUCGAUAUCUUGAAUGACGCACAUACAUGUAUUAACUAUGCUGAGCGGUUUUUGGUGGAAUAGUCAUAUCUAUCAGUGGAGGUUUGAUAAAGUGAACACGACACCAAAACUAUGUGUACGGCAAGUGAUACAAUUCUUAUCACCUUGAGGAAUUUCUGAGUUGAGCUACAUAUUUGCAAGAUCAUGAAGGAUUUGUGUGGAAAGUUGUGUCGCUUUGAUUAGAUUAACUGGAUGUGCUGUUUGCUUGUAAGAAGGUUUGUGAAGGAAAUUGGAAUUAGUUUUGAACUAACCUUACAUUGACAAGCAAAUAAGUCAUCAGUACACACGUUCAAUAGUGCACUACAGUUAACUUAUUCUUAAUGCUACAAACUGCAAAAUGGUUGUAAUUGUGUCAAAAGUAUGUGAAAUCUUAUUGUGUAUUAUACGUAUGUGUGCUCACUUGUUGAUAAAUGUUUUUUUUUUAUUAGUGACAGGUUGCAUUUGCACUGAUCAAGUAAUUUGCAACGAUCGCCUCCUUCCACAAAGAACAAAAGGGGUUUGUGCAAUCAUUUACUAGUGGCAAAAGUUCAUGCUAAAAUAGUUGUACGGUGUCAGUAGAUGCCAUAUCAACGAUUUACCUUAGGGGUAAUAGUUCAAUUGAGCGCAUUAAUGUUGUAAGAAAGGAAUAUUUCGCAUCAUUUUUCUAACUUCCAACUGCAUAACGGAUUUAGGGUAUGUAUUAUUAUUUAUAUUAUACUAUAUUGAUUACCAUGCAGCGUUACAGUUAAAAUAUCACUAAUCUUACUCUAUCUAACACAAACACAUAAAGCAUAUUUUUGUAAUUGCAGCAUAUGACAUUAAAGUACUUUACGUAUUUUCCUCAAUUUUCAAUUGUUCAUGAACACUGAAUCAGUGAUGUCUUGUGCUGCUGCAACUAUAUGCUGAUAGAUUAUAUGGUUUGUGAUAAAUGUUUAUUGUUUUGUGAUAUUUUUUGUAACCCCUAAAGAUGUAAUUCUUUUCAGCUGCAUCUGCACUAUGGGAAUUAAUGCACAAAGGGUAUAGGUACAAUUAAUUUUUAUAAUGUUACGCUACAAUGUAAAUCGAAACAAUUGGCAAUUAAGCUUGAAACAUCGAGAUUGAAAUUAACCUGUCUAUUUUCCCUUGCUAUCUAUGACUUUAAUUAGUGUGGUAAUAUUGAGAUAUUUGUAUCGAAAUAAAUUAAGAUCAUUCAUCAUUACAUGAAGUAGUAACUACUAAGUAGUAACUGUCAAACUAAAGGGGCGUCUUUUUGGAUGCUAUUAGCAGUUCGCACUUUUUUAACAGCUGAAUACUGUUCGCCUUCCAAUGAAAAUUGAUCAUCCAUUAAACUAAUUGAUCAUACAUUAAAAUAGCAUUACAAAUACCGAUUUAACAAACAAAACUAAUAUAAAAUGUGGGAAGAGAAGAUACAAACAUACCAUUCUUUAUAUUUCAAGUUUAGAUAACAUUUACAUCGGUUUAAAUUAUAAUGUAUCAUUUUGGAAUUGUUGGUCAAAGUGCAGAAAUCGUUAGCUGCAGCAAAAAAAUGGGAACUUUCGCAGUUCCCCGUCUGGAUGUGGGUCGAUAUUAAGCAAUCAGACAUUAUAUUGAAGAUUUUUGUUUUCCAGCAAACCAGCUAACAUGGAAGGUGCUAGAGGACGAUCUAGCAUGCACGGCAAUUCCUAUCAUCUGCGUAUGGCAAUGGUGGUACUGCUUCGCGCUUUCACCCUACGCCGUGAAGACAAGUUAUCUGAAUUUAAAAUUACUAUGGAAGAUCCCAAUGCUGGCAAAUUUGAUGACGUCGUAUUUCAGUACUCAUCGCCAUGUACACCGAAAGAUCUCGCUUAUGUUUAUAUACAGGCGAAACAUAAGCAGACAUCAGAUCGCGUAAGAAAUGUACCAUCAAUUACGGAAGCUACUUUGCUUACCAAAUGGAACUCGAAGGGCGCUUUUUCUAUUCCCAUGUACUUUGUGUCAUACCUGAACGGGUAUGAAGAAUCCUUGGUGGGUUCUCAUACUUAUAUUUUGUGUACCAACGCAUCAAUUGAUAGACACCUGCUGGAAUAUAUGACAAUACAGACACAAGAAGUCGACCAUAUACUGUCAUUCUGCGAUGCGAUAGGGGGCACAUGUUACAGCUUCAGUAGCGAAAAUGAAUUUAAAACACUCACGAAUGAGUUAAGAAACGCAAGCUUAGAAAAAUUAGGACAGAUGAUCGCGCAACACGUCAAAAACAAAAAACCAAUUUCUUGUAAUAUAUGUAUAUUUAACAUUUACGUUACUUUAAUCGCUAAAUUUGUACACGAACUUGAUACCGGGAUAUUUCAAUUCAAUGAAGGCUUUCGCAGUUCAGAAGAUUCAACGGCCAUAGGAAUAGUACGGAGUGGUUUUAUGGAGGAAUAUUUAAAAUCUAACCCAAAAGCAGGUCCAACAGUCGAGUGGGAGAAAAUUCAAAUUAUGGUUGAUCAACCAUUGUCUAAUUCUAUUUUAAAAGCUUCUUCGGAAAGCUCUGAAGAAACUUCAUGCUAUGAUAUAGUUAAUAUAGUUAUUCAACAGUUUUAUAAAAAAAUUUAUAUUAGUAUGCGGAUCGAUGAAUGCGACACAACUUGGCCAGAAAAUUAUGGAUAUAAUGCCAAAUUGGAUGCAGAAAGUAACAGCAUUCAACAACCUGACAAAUUUGCUGCUUAA
Anopheles funestus (African malaria mosquito) is the source of this 3063-nucleotide messenger RNA. RefSeq lists its product as uncharacterized. The record is from RefSeq and is a predicted model, not a curated record. NCBI's taxonomy places the organism in Eukaryota, Metazoa, Arthropoda, Insecta, Diptera, Culicidae. The transcript is spliced from 3 exons. Bases 2017 to 3063 code for a protein of 348 amino acids.